ACCUGCGCCCCUCUCCCUCCAUUCGCGAGCUCUCCUCCCCUCCCUCCCUCGUCCCGUGCUUCGGUCUCUAGUUCGCCGGUGAACUGAAGAGCUGUGUUGGCCAAGAAGGCGGCACAAGAGAGACCAGGGGGUUUGAGUGUAUGCAACAACAAAAAAUUCGACAACGGUAUAUACGCGACAAAUGAUGCUAUCCUCGUUUGCGGCAAUCUCCUCAUCCUCUGGAAAUGACUUAUCAGGGUUGGGUGCCCGACAGUCCCGACGAUGGCACCGGAGACGCGUCCGCAGCCGAGUUCGGUCCGCGCAGGAACCGGCGAAGUUGCAGUACAGGAAGCUGGGAGAUUCAGAUCUCCUUAUCAGCGAGAUAACUCUUGGAACAAUGACCUUUGGAGAACAAAGCACAGAGAAGGAAUCACAUGAUAUGCUAUCUUAUUCUUUUGAUCAGGGCAUCAACAUACUCGACACCGUAGAAAUUUACCCAAUUCAACCCAAGGAGGAGACUCAAGGGAGGACUGAUCUAUAUGUAGGCAGGUGGAUGAAAUCCAAGCCACGAGAUAAAGUAAUUUUGGCCACCAAAGUUUCUGGUUAUUCAGAUCGCACUUUUCUUCGGGACAAUGCAGAAAUGGUGCGUGUUGAUGCUCCAAAUAUAAAGGAAAGUGUCGAAAAGAGCCUUUCACGCUUAUCUACAGACUACAUUGAUUUGCUUCACAUACACUGGCCAGAUAGGUAUGUGGCACUAUAUGGCGAAUUCAGUUAUGAUUCAACUAAAUGGAGGCCAAGCGUCCCAUUUGAGGAUCAGUUGAAAGCUCUUCAGGAACUAAUUGAUGAAGGAAAGGUACGAUACAUCGGCGUUUCCAAUGAAACCUCGUACGGGGUAAUGCGGGUUGUACAGGCUGCAAAGCUUCAUGGACUUCCGAAGAUUGUGAGCAUCCAGAACGGUUACAGUCUACUUGUGAGAUGCAGCUUCGAAGUUGAUCUUGCUGAGGUUUGCCACCCAAACAACUGCAACAUUGGGCUGCUCGCCUACUCCCCGCUCGGCAGCGGUGUUCUGACCGGAAAGUAUCUGGAUGAUAGCUGUGGCAACAGCAAGAGUUUCAGGCUAAAUCUCUUCCCUGGAUACAUGCAGCGCUACAACGCCCCUCUGGCUAAGGAAGCAACGAAGGAAUACCUCAAGGUCGCGAAGAAGCAUCGGCUAACUCCGGUCCAGCUUGCCCUGGGCUUCGUCCGUGACCGCCCAUUCACAGCUAGCACCAUCAUCGGAGCGACCACCAUGGAUCAGCUGAAGGAGAACAUCGAAGCGUUCACCAGCGCUCCACGGCCUCUGCCGCCACAAGUUCUUGAUGACAUUGAGACUGUUUUCAAGAGAUACAGAGACCCAGCAGUCCUCUAGAUGGUUUUUCAGCUUUCUCUGAAGCAAAUAACAGCAACCCUCAGUGGAUACAGACCAAGGGAACAGUUUGCUAUCAUGCAAUUUCAUAUAGCAAUUAGCUGUUAGCGUAUAUUAUUGUUCUGGAUAAACAUUACUAGCUAAGAGUUAAUAAAGUGCAUCGGAUGUCCAGAUUC
Molecule: messenger RNA, 1560 nt
Organism: Triticum dicoccoides
Lineage: Eukaryota; Viridiplantae; Streptophyta; Magnoliopsida; Poales; Poaceae
Product: protein tas-like
Exons: 9
Coding region: 182-1387 (401 amino acids)
Molecular function (GO): oxidoreductase activity
Source: RefSeq, a predicted model, not a curated record